Stegodyphus dumicola is the source of this 6568-nucleotide messenger RNA. RefSeq lists its product as uncharacterized. NCBI's taxonomy places the organism in Eukaryota, Metazoa, Arthropoda, Arachnida, Araneae, Eresidae. The record is from RefSeq and is a predicted model, not a curated record.
AGGCUUUGUGCACGGUGAAAGCAUGAAUUUAGAAUUGAAAUUUCUCUAGAUGGGCGUGGCAGUACAAACCUUCUUGCGGUAACUUGUGUUUGUAAUCGUAGCGGGAGAUUUGUAUAUUCUGUUCGUAAAAAUUAUUAACAAAUAGCAGUGAAUCCUAGAAGACUCAUAUUACAGAUAUUCUGUUGAAGAAAGAUUUAUAUCUUCUAUGUACCCAACCAUUUAGAAAAUAACCCAUAAGAAAAAAUGCACAUGUUUUCAUUUACCAAAUCGGAUUUUAUGUGCAAGAAUUGGUUACAUGUGAUUCACUGGCGGAAUUUCAAUCCAUUAAAGCAUUCUAAGUUGAAGUAUAUGAAAAGAAAAAUUAUUCAUGAUAUCCGAAGAUACAUCUAAUGUGUCCAUGCUCUCUUCUAUGGAUGAAGCUGAUGUUAGACCAGACUCCUGUGAUAUUUUACAGUGUGGAGCAUGUGGCAUGAAACUUUUCAGCUUGGACAAUUUUGUAAUUCACAAGAGUAAAGACUGUAAAGGAUCAGAAAACAGCAAAUGUAAUUCUGAAGAAAGUAAUGUGGAAAUUAUUCGUUAUUCCCCAACAAAAGCGAAGAAACAUAAUAAACUAAACAAGAAAUAUGAAGACGAAAACUAUGGAUUGGAUUGUGUUUCAUCUACCGAUGAAAAACAACAGAAAGAAGUUAAAGAUAGGGAUUGUUAUGUGUCCAGAAAGAAAAGGCAAGUUUAUCAAGUUGAGAAAGUGCUCGCCAAACGCAUUGUUCAUGGACAUUCUGAAUAUCUUUUGAAAUGGAAGGGAUACCCUGACUGUCAAAAUAGCUGGGAACCUGAAGAAAAUAUACACAGCAAGGGUCUCUUACAUGAAUUUGAGAGAAGACAAGAACUUGAAGAAAAGAGGCAUUCAACUUCAGGAAACCCUUACUUGCUAGGCAGAUGUGCAACUAAAAAUGUGAAAGUAACAUCUAGUGGGGUAUCUGGAACUAUUAUUUCUAGUUCUUUAUCACAAGUUUUAUGUGUGCAUCCAGAAGAAUUUUUGCAGAAUGAACCUUUUAAGAAGCAAACAAAUUUUAGUUCAAAAUCUGCUAAAAAUGAGAUGGUGGGGAAAAUAAUGGAAUGUACAUCAGGCAUCUUACAAGAAAGUGUUAAAGGCAGUAAUAAGGAAGCUUUAUAUUCAGUUUACUUGCCCAAACCAGGUGAAUCAAACCAGGUGAAAUUAGUUCUGGAUGAAAAAAAUCAAACAAGUUUAUUACAACUUUCAUAUUUAGAUCCAAAAAUUCCUUUGGAGUGUGAAAAAUUACCGCGUGAAAUUAUUUUGGACAGUAAAUAUAUGAAAAGCUUUGAAAGUAUAUCUAAUUUUGUUACUGACAUUAAAGCUGCUGCUGAUGAUGAUGUACAAGUAUUAGACCAUGUAUCUAAUAAACAAAAUGCAACCUUGGAUGGAAAUAUGCAGUCUAAUAUCACAUGUCAUAAAAAAAGACCAGGCAGACCAAAAAAGCAAAAAGUUGACAUUCUUAGUUUUGCUAGCAAAGACAUAUCGCAUGAAAUUACUUUGGGCAUUAAAUAUAUGAAAAGCUUUGAAAGUAAAUCUAAUUUUGUUACUAAGAUUAAAGCUACUGAUGAUGAUGUACAAGUGUUAGACCACGUAUCAAAUAAACAAAGUGCAACUUUAAAUGGAAAUAUGCAGUCUAAUACCACAUAUCGUAAAAAAAGACCAGGCAGACCAAGAAAGCAAAAAGUUGAUAUGCUUAGUUUUGUUAGCAAAGAAAAAAAUGGUUCUCUGAAAAGUGCAAAAAGAUAUUCUGAGAAAAUAAUUGUGUCUGGUAAACGUUGUCGUGGUAAACGACCAUCUAAAUGGAAAGAUUACAUUUUGGAAGAUUUUGAUGAAACAGCUUCAUUUACAGAAGCUAAACAAAAGGAAAUUUCAGAAUCUGAAAUGGAUAUCUCUGUUGACAGUAAUAUUAAAGCAGAUUUGACAGCUGCGUAUGAUGAUAAAGGGAUCUUGCCUGUUGGCACAUCUAGGCAUAUUAAUAAAGCUGUUGUGCCCAAACUGACUAGAUCUAUUUUUGAUGUUAGAGAUCUGUCACACUGUUAUAGUGCAACUGAGAGCAAAAUUCAGAAAUUCCCAUCCACAACAAACCAUAUUAGGCCUGAUAAAUUUGAAUCACCAUGUCAUAUAAUGGUACAAAACAUGGCUUCAAGUUCAUCAUUCCUGUCAAGCUCAAAACCAGAAUUUAACCAGAGGACAUUAUCUAUAACUCCAAUAUUUAAGAUUAAUACUGUUUUAUUCAGACAGCCAGUGCAUCCAAUUCCUGACAAUAGUAAGAAACCUCUUAAUGAUAAUGAAGAUAAAAUUUCGGUUGUAGAAUCAGCUGAUGGAAAUUCUGCUGAUACUAAUAUUUCAGUCAAAGAAGGUGAUAUCAGUUUUUGUGAAUUAAUACAAGACCCCAAUUUUAGUCCCUUGAAAAAAGUUCCUGUUCAAAAACCCACCCAGUUGCCAGAUGAUCUCAAAAAAAGGCCAACUGGGGGAGGAAGAAGAAAUGCUCAGGGCAUGAAGCGAAGACCUGGACGUUCUUGUAAAGGAGAAAUUAAUUGUUUAGCUAAUUUAUCAUACAUGGGUACUACUCUAAGUGAGUUGAAACAAAGAAAGUACUCAAUAGUAAGAAGAAAAAUAAAAGAAGAGCAAGAAAUUAAAAAGAAUUGUGUGUUUGUUGCUAUGCAGGAUGGAACAACUGUAGAAAUUAAUGAAAAGGACUGUCAGAAAGCUGCUUUUAAAGCUAGAGCUAAAUUAGAAACAAUUCAUAGAAGCAUUGGAAAAAUUUGGGAAAUUGAAAAAGCAAAAUGCAGGGAAACUAAUAAUUAUCAAGAUGAUCCAAGGAAAUGUGGUGCCACAGGUACUUAUACUAUGGGAAAACUAGGUAAUACUCAUCUAGCUCUUAAGGAUUGCACUUCGGAAACUUUUGAUGAUGGUAAUAUGGCGAUACUACCGAAUUCUGUUCAACUUGUUCAAAGUAACAUUCCACUUAGUGAAGCUCGUAACUGCGAUAAACUUUCUGGCAAAUUUUUAUUUCGCCAGAUAUAUUCUCUCGGUGAUAACACAUUACAAUGCUUAUUUUGCCGGAAUAAUUCUCUUUAUGUUGCUACUGAUCUUGCAAAGCAUUAUCAUAUUAUUCACGAUUUGGCAGUUGUCACUGAUAAGGCAGAAUUUGAUGAGAACAUUUUAUUUUUUAUUGUGCCAUCUGAUACCAAUGGAGAAACAAUUUUUAAUCAUACUUGUCAGAUUUGUAACACUAUGGUUAAAACUUUAUCUGAAAUUCAAUAUCAUUAUGUUAAUGGCCAUGAUAAAACAGUGAAGUUAGUUCAUGAAUCUGAUAUUACAGGAAUAAAAAAUUUCUUUUACUGUGCAUUGUGUGGUCACCCUUCAGUAGAUUUUACUUCUCAUCAUCAGCAUAUGAAAGUCAUGCACAAGAUGCAAACAUAUGUUUGCCAUUACUGUACUUACUGCACAUUCAGCCCAGACAGACUCAGAAUUCAUGUGAAGCAAAGGCAUUUGCAAGAACUUGAAAAACCACAUUUGCAGUGCAGUGUGUGCUUAGUGUAUGUACAUGACAAAGAUAAUCUGACCAAGCAUAUUGUGUUAUCACAUGCUGUUCGAACUGGUGCUAAAGUAUGGUCAUGUGAGAUGUGUCUGUAUCCUUGUGGUGAUCCUCAAGAAAUGGUGACUCAUAUACCCACUUGUCCAAAAUUACAAAGGAAUUCCGAAGUGAAAAUUGAUGAAAUACCAUAUAGUAAUUCAACUAAUAUCUCUUGCAGUUGCAAUCACUGUUUUUUAACAUUUUCAUCUGAAGAAGAGUUAAAGAAACAUAUGGUAGAGAAUGGUCAUCUUGGAUCUACUGUCACAGUUGCUGCAUCCGGUGUCAGUUAUCAAGACAAUUAUGAUCCCUCUAAUGUUGAUCAAAAUACAUGCUUUUUAUGUGGCAUGAGGUUCAUAAGUAUUGGAAUGUGCACAAAGCACCAACAUCAUGUUCAUAUGCGUUGGGUAACCAAAGAAACUAUAGAUUAUUCAAAAGAUGAAUAUUCAGGAAUAUUAUCGUACAAUGAAAAUAAAGAAGAAACUGAUGAAGCUGUUCAAAGAAUUCAGCAAAAUUAUGGUUUUGAAAUAUCACUGAAUCAAAAUGAUACUUCAUCUGCUAUAAGUAAUUUUGAGCAUUUAGAAAUGAAUAGGCAACAUAUUGCUAUUCAAGAUAAAACAAAAACUGAUGAAUUUGAAAUGAAUGUGCAACGCAUUUUUGCUCAAGAUACAACAAAAACAGCUAAAGAUGAAAGAGUUAUGGCUUCAAGUAAUGGAAUUAACCCUGAUCAGCAGUCUAGUACGGAUUUUACCUCUUUAGAUUUAUAUACUCUUAGUAUAUCUGAAAUCUCGGAAGCACUUGAAUUCUUAGAUGAGUUUAAUGUUAAAAGUACUGAUGGAGAAGAUUUGCCUUCAAAUAAUAUUUCAUCUGAAAAAGAAGAAACCAACAUUAGCAGGAUGUAUAAGCAUGUAGGUGAUUUUGAUAUUUCUUUGGAUGAUAUACCAGAUGAUAAAGAAUUAGCAGAAAUAGGAUUUCCCAGUAAAGUGGGCCACUUCUGUCAUUUAUGUGGUACGGUCAUUAAAAGUUACCAACUAUAUUAUCUACAUAUGCAUAGCUUUCAUCAGCUUGAGAAACGUUUCCAGUGUAUUAUUACUGCUUGUAGUAGAACUUUUACACAAAAUGUAGCUUUUCAAAAGCAUGCUCUCAGUCAUAAUCAAAAAGGGGAACAUUAUUGCAUCAUAUGUGAUAAUGUAUUUGGUGAAGAUAAAGAAUUAGAAGCCCAUUUGCUUAGCUUAUAUCAUGUUGAAAAAUAUAUGGAAAUCCAGACAAGGCAUAAUCGCUCUAAGCCUCAUAAUCAUUGCUGUAAGGUGUGCCACUCUUGGUUUGGAUUAUUUGACUUUUUUGCCAAGCAUAUGGAAACUGAUAGUCAUAGUUAUUCGUGCCAACAGUGUAGAUUAGUAUUUGUUCAACCUCAUUUGAGGCGAAGGCAUAUUGAAAAAAAACAUCCAGAGGUAGCAAAUAUCUGUGAGAUAUGUGGGUUAAAGCUUUCAAAUUCUGAAGCUGUGCAGAGCCAUCAUUCUAUUCAUAACAUUUCACAUGAAUGUCUUAAAUGUCAUCGACGGUUCAUAAGGAAAGAGCUCUUGAUUCUACAUUCAGAAGUUCAUCUUCCACCAACUCCUUGCCCCUGGGAAGGAUGCUACAGGAAAUUGACGACGAAAAUUGGUCUGUUUAAUCACUUACGAAUGCACAGGGGUGAAACAGAUUUCACAUGCAUCAUUUGUAAAAAAGGUUUCUUAAAGAAGGCAGCAUUAGUCAAUCACAUGAAGAUUCAUUGUGAUAGAUCUGCUUUAAAGACAAAUUCUUAUCAAGGUCGAAAGUGUGGUCUUUAUGGAAUGGACAGAGGUGUUCAUUUAAAUAUGAAUCAACAAGUUGCAGGAAUACAGUUUCAGCAAGCUGAAGAUUUUAUUGAUUCAAAUCCACCAAUGAUGAAUCAAUAUCAAUGUUGUGGUUGCAAUUAUCUUUUUGAAUCAGAGGCUCAUUUUCAAGUUCAUAUAUGUACUGGGCAUGCAAACCAAGGACAAGUGGUUCUUCCCACAAAUCAGACUGUGUCAGGGCCAGUACUUGGAGUUAACGAGAGAGAUGCUGUGUCUGUAAAUAUUUCAGAAUUUCACAGUUCAAGAAGGUCAUCUGUUCUCCCAGAAGAAACUGCUGCAGUUUUUGAUCAGAAUAUGAAUUUUAAUUCCAUGAUGAGUAUUCAUCAGUUAAUUGGAGAUGUGGAACAAUUAUCAUCUCAGGAAAUUGAAGGAGGUGACUUGUUUUGUGCAGAGCAAGGGGAUGAAUCAAUUUUGAUUCAGGAAGAAUGCAAAGAAAAUUUUACAAUGCAAGAAACAUCAGGUUGUUUGCUUGAUCAUGCAAAAGGUCAACAGUUUUCUGAACAAUAUAUAUUUGAUGUUGGUGGUAACAAUCAACAAGCUCUUCCACAUCCUGCAGGAAAUCUUCCAGUAGAAAAUCAGUCCAUUUUAUAUCUUCAAAAUGAUCACAUUCAAUCAGAUGCAACUGAAGAAUGUUGGGAUCAUAUAUCAUUUAGAAGACAAAAAAAUGAUACGAAUAAUGAAAAUAAGCACAAUGAAAAUGAAACUUUGCUGAAACCAGAAAUGGAAUUUGAAGAUUCAAAAGAAAAUUAUUCUCCAAACACACAAACUGUUCAGCAAAUUCAACAAGUUGAAAAAUCCAGUGAUUCGCACCUACCAGGAGGGACCUUAACAUUUUGUGCUGGUUGCUGGGAUACUUUUGAAUCACAGGAUUGUUUCGAUGCUCAUAAAUGUACUAGGCAAUCAUACCAGGUGCAACCUCUGUUUAGAUUUAACGAGGAUGGUGUUGUAUCUUUAAGCAUUCCAGAAGUUCCUGAUUCAACAGAAAUGUCUGUUCUCCCAGAAGAAACUGUUACAUUGUUUACUUAAGAUGUGAAAUCAUAUUAAACAAAAUAAAUCAGACUG